Zingiber officinale is the source of this 2216-nucleotide messenger RNA. RefSeq names its product sulfate transporter 3.1-like. Gene Ontology annotation, biological process: transmembrane transport. The transcript is spliced from 11 exons. Gene Ontology annotation, molecular function: secondary active sulfate transmembrane transporter activity. The record is from RefSeq and is a predicted model, not a curated record. Gene Ontology annotation, cellular component: membrane. NCBI's taxonomy places the organism in Eukaryota, Viridiplantae, Streptophyta, Magnoliopsida, Zingiberales, Zingiberaceae. The coding region runs from base 79 to 2022 and encodes 647 amino acids.
UGUGCCCAAGCGCCUGCUCUGCUACUGCUGCUCCUUGUCCAUUCUCUUCUCCUCCUCCUCCGACUUUUCGCGAGUUGUAUGGGGAAUGCGGACGUGCCGGCGGUGACGGAGUUCGCGCGGCGGGUGCCGGUUCCUCCGGUGCGGCCGUUCCUGGACACCUUCAGGGCGAACCUGAAGGAGACGUUCUUUCCGGACGACCCUCUCCGGCAGUUCCGCCACCAGCCGGCGCGGCGGAAACUCGUGCUCGGCAUCAAGUACUUCUUCCCCAUCUUUGACUGGGCUCCCACCUACACCUUCUCCUUCUUCAAGUCGGACCUCAUCGCCGGCAUCACCAUUGCCAGCCUCGCCAUCCCCCAGGGCAUCAGCUACGCCAAGCUCGCCAACCUCCCUCCCAUCCUCGGCCUCUAUUCGAGCUUUGUGCCGCCGCUGGUGUACGCCAUGAUGGGCAGUUCGCGCGACCUGGCCGUCGGGACGGUGGCCGUCUCGUCGCUCUUGAUCGGCUCCAUGCUUUCGAACGAGAUCUCCCCGACGGAGGAGCCGUCACUCUACCUGCACGUCGCGUUCACCGCCACCUUCUUCGCCGGCCUCUUCCAAGCCGCCCUCGGCUUCCUCAGGCUCGGUUUCAUAGUGGACUUCUUGUCGCACGCAACCAUAGUGGGGUUCAUGGCAGGGGCCGCCACAGUGGUGUGUCUUCAGCAGCUCAAGGGCAUCUUCGGCCUCGAUCGCUUCACCUCUGCUACAGACGUGGUCUCUGUCAUGAAGUCGGUCUUUUCUCAAGUUCAUCUGUGGAGGUGGGAAAGCGCUGUGCUCGGCUGCUGCUUCCUCUUCUUCCUUCUCCUCACCCGUUUCUUCAGUAAGAGAAAGCCGAGGUUCUUCUGGGUCUCAGCGGCUGCUCCCUUGACUUCUGUGAUUCUUGCGACCCUUCUGGUCUACGUCACUCACGCAGAAAAUCAUGGCGUCCAAGUGAUUGGGCACCUGAAGAAGGGGCUGAAUCCACCUUCAGUGACGAGCUUGACCUUCACGUCGCCAUAUCUCACUGUGGCACUUAAGACCGGCAUCGUCACCGGCAUAAUUGCCCUCGCAGAAGGGAUUGCUGUAGGAAGAAGCUUUGCUAUGUUCAAGAAUUACCAUAUCGAUGGCAACAAAGAGAUGAUAGCAUUUGGGACGAUGAACAUUGUGGGCUCGUUGACCUCGUGCUACUUAACGACUGGGCCGUUCUCGCGGUCAGCCGUCAACUACAACGCCGGCUGCAAGACGGCGAUGUCGAACGUGGUGAUGUCGGCGGCGGUGAUGGUCACUUUGCUGCUCUUGACCCCGUUGUUUCACUACACCCCUCUGGUCGUCCUCUCGGCCAUCAUCAUGGGCGCCAUGCUCGGCCUCAUCGACUACGAGGCGGCCAUCCACCUGUGGCGCGUCGACAAGGUCGACUUCUGCGUGUGCUUGGGCGCCUACUUGGGCGUCGUCUUCGGCAGCGUCGAGAUCGGACUAGUCAUCGCCGUGGCUAUCUCUUUGCUGAGGGUUUUGCUCUUCAUUGCGAGGCCAAGAACUACUGUCCUCGGCCACAUCCCCAACUCGAUGGCGUACCGGAGAGUCGAUCAGUAUCCGAUGGCACAGAGCGUUCCCGGAGUUCUUAUCCUCUGCAUUGAUGCUCCAAUCAACUUCACCAACGCUAGCUACUUGAGAGAGAGGAUAUCGAGGUGGAUCGAUGAGGAGAUGGAGAGCUCCGAGGGGAAGACGAGUUUACAGUACUUGAUCUUGGAUUUGGGAGCUGUGGGUGGUAUCGACACCAGUGGAAUUGGCAUGCUAGAAGAGGUCAAGAAGGUCAUCGACAGACUUGGCAUCAAGCUUGUGUUGGCGAACCCGGGGAGCGAGGUGAUGAAGAAGCUGGACUCGUCGAAGGUGCUGGAAACCAUUGGGCACGAGUGGAUCUUCCUCACUAUCGCGGACGCAGUCGCGGCCUGCGACUUCAUGCUGCACACGUGCAGGCCCGACGAAGUGUCCUCGUGCGAGAAUUCGGUUUGAGUGAUUUGAAACGAAGGAGUCGAGAUGAUGAGGUUGGUGCAGGGUGAGUCAGAGACUUCGGAUAGGAAUUGUUUGCCGAUUGCAAAAUUUUGGUACCAGUCACAGAGAGACAGAGAGCUGUAGAUAUGGAUGUUGCAGCAUUUAUGAUGGUCGAGUUUGACACGAAUCAUGAAUGAACAAUAUCUCUGUGUUAA